AGAGCGAGCGCGUCGAGCCGGCGGUCGCGGUUAAGGCGGCCAUUGUUCGGCAGCAGCGGCGGCGGCGGCGUUGUCUCGUCGCGGUCUCUCUUGGUCGCGUUAGCAGCCUCACUCGCUCAGUCCCCCGACAUGGCGCAGUACAAGGGAGCCGCCAGCGAGGCUGGCAGGGCCAUGCAGCUGAUGAAGAAGCGCGAGCAGCAGAAGGAGCAGCUCGAAGCGCUAAAGAUAAGGAUCGCCGAGGAAAACUUGGCCAAGUCCAACAUUGACAGAAAAUUCUCAGCACAUUAUGAUGCAGUGGAAGCAGAACUCAAGUCAAGUACAGUGGGUCUGGUGACCCUGAAUGACAUGAAGGCGAGACAGGAAGCGCUUGUGAAAGAACGUGAGAAGCAGCUCGCCAAGAAGGAGCUUAGCAAGGAACUACUGCUGAAGCAGGAGCUGCAGCGUGAGAAGGAAAAGAAGAUGGAGCAGAAGAGAAAGAUCGCCAGCUUGUCGUUCAGUCUGAACGAUUGCGAGGAAGACGAUGAAGACUACAACAGCAGCCUCUCUGAUGAAGAAAUCGAGUACCCGGUGAAAAAGAAAAAAAUUGGAAAAAAUCCAGAUGUGGACACCAGCUUUCUUCCGGACCGGGGCAGGGAGGAGGAAGACAACAGAUUAAGAGAAGAACUGAGACAGGAGUGGGAGAGCCAGCAAGAGAAAAUAAAAAACGAGGAGAUCGUAAUCACCUACAGUUACUGGGAUGGCUCUGGGCACAGAAAGACUGUGCGGAUGAAGAAGGGAAACACCAUCCAGCAGUUCCUACAGAAGUGCCUAGAAAUGCUGCGGAAGGACUUCAGUGAGCUCAGAACUUCUGGAGUGGAACAGCUGAUGUAUAUCAAGGAGGAUUUGAUCAUCCCCCAUCAUUAUUCCUUUUACGAUUUCAUCGUGACUAAAGCCAGGGGCAAGAGUGGUCCGCUCUUCAGUUUUGAUGUUCACGAUGACAUUCGGUUGUUCAACGAUGCCACGGUGGAGAAGGAUGAGUCUCAUGCAGGCAAAGUGGUCCUGCGCUGCUGGUACGAGAAGAACAAGCACAUUUUCCCGGCGAGCCGUUGGGAGCCAUAUGACCCCGAGAAGAAGUGGGACAAGUACACGAUUCGAUGAUUUAUUUUGAGUUUUUCAUGGAGCCUGGGCCCCAGUGGAGAAUGGACGUUGCCAAGAGGAAAUAUUCAGAAGCUGCAGACUAUUCUCUCUACAGUCUUUCAAUACAUCACGCUAAUAUUUGCUGUUGUGAAAGUCCCUGAAUUGCUUAUGUAUAGAUUAAUUAAAUCAUGUAUAAAUUAGUCCACUUGUGUCAUAUAUGUAUUUGCUUUCAUUUGUAAAAUGUCAAAUAAAAUUUUAAUACCUCGU
Molecule: messenger RNA, 1383 nt
Organism: Petromyzon marinus (sea lamprey)
Lineage: Eukaryota; Metazoa; Chordata; Hyperoartia; Petromyzontiformes; Petromyzontidae
Gene: FAM50A
Product: family with sequence similarity 50 member A
Biological process (GO): chromatin organization
Cellular component (GO): nucleus
Source: RefSeq, a predicted model, not a curated record